AUGAUCACUAGAAUCGAAGCAUUACCUAAUGAAAUUCUUUUGUGUAUAUUUUCUUAUCUUGAAUGGUUUGACAUGUUAACAUGUUUAUGGUCAUUGAAUAUUCGGUUUAAUUCUCUUAUAUGUUCAGUUCUUUCAAUAAAUAACAAUUUAAUGAAUAGUGGUCUUGUUAUUAAAUGUGGUUUAUCUUAUAAUAAAUGUUGUUCAAUAUUAUUUCCAUUGAUUUUGAAUUCUUCAUCUCUUUCUUCUUCUAUUCAACGUAUUCAUUUAGAUGGAAAUAAUUCAUCUGCUUAUGAUCUUUGUUAUGAAUGGUUAUUUAAUGAUAAAAAUAUACUUCAUUUUCCUAAUCUUAAAUCACUUGUUCUUACUCAAUGUGGAUCAAUUAGAUCAAUAGUUCAAAGUUUAUUAUAUCUCAUUCAAUACCAAUUAGAUAACCUUACAUUAACAUUUGACAAUUCAGUGUUGUAUCAAAUGCUUUACGUGAAACGAACGACAGUUAGAGUUUCUGAUAUAGAAAAACAAAUGAUUAUGUUUGAACAAUUUCUUUAUAAAUUAUUCUCUGAUCAAUGUCAAUUAACAUCUCUUCAACUUGAUAUUAGUAGUGACUGUAGAGCUGGUGGCAUUCAUCAAUGUUUAAAUGCAAAUUCUUAUGUCUCUUCGAAAUUUCUUCAACAUCAACAUCAAUCUUGUUGUUUGACUCUUCGUCAUUUAUAUAUUCGACUUAAUCAAACUUGUUUUCUUGAAAAUCUUAUUGAGCAUGUACCUAAUAUCGAACAAUUAUUGGUUGAAUUUGAUUGUUCAUUGGGUUCAUUUGCAUCAUGGAAAUCAAAUGUCGAAAUAUUGAAACAAUCAAAGACAAGUUGGUUUAAUAAAAUACCAAAGCUACAGGAUUUUAGUUUAAAAACUUUCAUUCAAGAUGAUUUUGGCUUUAUCUAUUUGAAAUGGCUUCUUAACAACUUAAAUUAUAUUGAAAAACUUAAAGUUCAUAUUAAAAAUGAUAAACUAACUGAAACAAAAUGUCAAAAUAUAUGGAAAUGUUUGAUUGAUGCAAAUUUCGUUCAUCAAUAUUGUUUACCUGAUAUAAUACAUAAUUUAAUUUAUUUCAAUUUUUAUAUUUGUUCGGAAUAUCAAUUAUCAUUAAAUGAUAUCUGGAAAAUAAUAAAUUCAUUUAAAAUUCAUUCUUUUUUUACUGAACAUCAAUGGACAAAUGUCAAAUGUUUAUUUGAUCCAAUUAUGUCAUGUCUACAUCUUUUUUCUUCUUUUACUAAUGCAUUUCAAUCUUCUAAUUGUUUGAUUAAUUAUUCAAAUAUUUUCAAUUGGUCAGCUUUCCACUAUCAACGGUUUAGUUUACAUCCAUCAAUUCAUUUUUUUUUAGAAGAAUUUAAUGAAUUAUAUUCGAAUCUUUCUUAUAUCAACAUAUAUAAACUCAAUACCACGAUAUCAAAAAAUCGAAAUGAAAUACGUGAAAAAGUGCUUGCUCAUCUGAUUUCAAUGACUGUUCAACUUAAAUAUCUUCUGGUUGAACGAUUUGAAUGGCUUUUACAUGUUGUUCAAUACGCAUCUAACGAACUGAGAACGAAUGCAUUAAGUACUGUUCAAUAUACUGAAUUCAGACUUCCAAGUUGUAAUUACAGUGAUAACAAUGUGGUUUCUGUUGGUAAACAUCUUGUGCCUUUUCUUAGCACGUAUAUGCCUCAUUUACAAACAUUACGUCUUUGGCGACCUGAUGAUUUCCCAUGGACAUCUCCUCAACAUGUGACUAUAUUUGAGCAAGAUCUUUCUCAAUUGGUCAAAAACUUAAAAGAAUUUACUUUUCUCGAUAUUUUUGGUGAAAUUCAUUACGAAAAAGUUGAACCUUAUCGUUUAAUGGCUGAAUCUCUCUUUCCUCAUAGUCGAGUAGAUGUUGAAAUAUCAAGAUUUCGUUUGUGGAUUUAA
Molecule: messenger RNA, 1932 nt
Organism: Rotaria sp. Silwood2
Lineage: Eukaryota; Metazoa; Rotifera; Eurotatoria; Philodinida; Philodinidae
Source: the annotation of a GenBank genome assembly